AUGAACUGCCAGAAGUGCGGAGAUGAGUGCAGCAUGGUCGAGUCUGUGGCGACAGGCAGAAAUGCCAUGAAAAGGAUCUGCCUGCACUGCAACGCCACCGACAAGUCCAUAAAUCGCCGCUGCAAAAAACCGCUGAAGCCAGAGAUGGAGACGGAGGAGAACAAGCGCCUGAGGCUCGCAGCAGAGGCGGAGAAGGGACGAGUGGCAAAACUCGAUGCUGAGGAGAAGAAGCAGUGGUAUCGAACGGAGAAAGCCAAGCGCCAAGCGAGCGAACGUUCCAAAAAGAGGACCUUCGGCGAAGGAGCCGUGGGCUCUGUGGAAGAGUCCCGGGUGCAGAAAGAAGGACAAGACGAGGUGGACGCGUUCGAGACCUUCGAGGUCUGGGCAGCCAGGCAGAUGACUUUGGGUCGUUACAAAAGCGAGGAGGAGGCCAAAGACCAGUGGAAGCUGGAGCUGCAGAAGCCCGACGCCAUCGUGAAGAGACGUCGUGGCCAGGACCUGCUGGCGUCUUUCAAAGGCCUGGAGGCCAGAAAGGGCCAAGAGCACCAGGUCGGCAUCAACUUGAAGCAGCGUGCUGAUCUGAGUGAUGGUGCCGACGUGGAGGGCUUUGAGCAAGAGGCCGUGGCCAAGCUGCGCAAGGCCUCCUGGAAGGCGAACCUGCAGCACACGAAGAACUUGCAUUCACAAGACAACGACAUGGACAUGGAGCCAUUGCUAAACAUAGCCGGGGACAUCGAGAAGGCCAGGGCCGCCGAAGCAGAGCAGGAAAGGAUUUGGCUGCAAGAGCUGGAAGAGAAGCUUGAGAAGGAGAAAGAAGAACGAAAGCAGCGAGCCGAGGAGAAGAAAAGCCAGGUCAAGACCUAUGCCUUGGAACACGUUGUUUUCAAGAACGUGUCGGAGAGAUCAGUCCGAACGAUCAGCAACUGUCACGACCGUGCCAACGAACAGGUGGAGCUCAUGCAGACAGAGCUCCGACAAAUGAUGGAAAAUACCACCGACGAGGCCAAGAACGACGCGAAGCAGCAGGUGGCACUGGCUAGGACAAGCGUCGUCAAGGUUCGAGAGCUCAUUGCCCAGCAAAAGGCGCUCUGGGAAGCGGACCUAGGCAAAGGAGAAGAUGUGCUCGGAGCUGCGGACCUGGCCCAGAAGACCGCAGAGAUGCCAGGUUGGGUGAGGGCGUGGCUCAGCGACAAUGAGGACGUCAAGGAGAUGAAGAACAAGGUGACUGACUUGCGGAAGUUCGUGGCCAAAAUCAAGAAAGCCACGGACGCUGCCCAGAAGGAAGCCAAAAAGAAUGCCAAGAAGCUUGCUAAGGGCAAAGCGGCACCGAAGUUCCAGAGCAAGUCCUGCGCUCAAGCCAGCAGUGCAUCCGCGGCCCAAAGUAGUGCCCCUGACAGCAGCAAGGGUUGGAUUUCCCACACCAGCCUCAAGAUGGGAGAUGGCAUUGGUCAGGAGAUGACAGAGCUUUUUGUCGCGGAUAACAUGACUGACGAGAAUUGCUUGUGGAAUGUGAAGGAAGACAUUCUUUGCAAGAAGGAUCUGCCGAGCGCAGCGGUGGUGAUACCGGAGGCUCGAGGCACGGCAGCAAAAAACAGUAUCGUGGCGUUGGACUACUACGACAGUCAGAAGAAGUGGGUCCAGGCCCAGGCCUCCAAAAGCAAGGACGAUGAGAUCAUGAGUCACUAUAUGAUCACCAAGGGCAGCGUUGCUCAGAAGGUAAUGAGCAUCAUGGCAGGGCUGCUUCCAGAGAUAAAGAAUCUGGGCUUGCAGACGCCCGAAUCCCCGGCGCUUCGCGACCUCCUAGCCCCCAUGUUCCUGCAUGCCCCUCCGGCAAGCUGGAAGUUUUACUCCAACUCCGAGUAUGGGCUGCCUUGCUUGUACUUCGUCUUGGAAGGCACUCUGGCAAUCACAGGGGUCAAAGCACCCGAGGAGAUCAGCGACGAGGCAGACUCUAUCUACGCAGCCUUGGAGGAUAUGACCAACAAGGAAUGGAAGGCCAUGUACAACACAGAGUCAGGCUGGACCACAUUCCUGGUGCCUGGAAAGGCUUGCCUGAUUCCGUCGGGGCACCUGUUCCAACUCACGUCCAUGGAGGACAGAGCUAUCGCCGUCAAGUUGAUCCUGACCAGCGAGGAAGCUGCAAGAAAGGGAAUCGAAUUCCUGCGGCCCUGGACACGUGACAUGGGCAAGGACCAGAACUCCAGGAAGAUGUUGCAGUUUCUCGAGAAGAGCCUGGACAUCGUCCCUUUGCCCGGGCAAUGA
Symbiodinium natans is the source of this 2262-nucleotide messenger RNA. Lineage: Eukaryota; Dinophyceae; Suessiales; Symbiodiniaceae. The record is from the annotation of a GenBank genome assembly.